Cryptomeria japonica (Japanese cedar) is the source of this 636-nucleotide messenger RNA. RefSeq names its product pre-mRNA cleavage factor Im 25 kDa subunit 2. Bases 224 to 583 code for a protein of 119 amino acids. The record is from RefSeq and is a predicted model, not a curated record. Gene Ontology annotation, cellular component: mRNA cleavage factor complex. Gene Ontology annotation, molecular function: mRNA binding. Lineage: Eukaryota; Viridiplantae; Streptophyta; Pinopsida; Cupressales; Cupressaceae. The transcript is spliced from 5 exons.
UAGAUUUCUAAUAUUUUUGAGUAAAAUUUCAAAAUUAGCUUCGUCAAUAUUCUUCACCGGAGCACUGGUCUGAAUCGACUAAUUAAUCAAUAAAUGAAAACGGCAGAGUAGUACAGCACCUAGAAUUUUCGAGCCUCUUCAAUUUACCAGGACUUGGCACAGUUGAUAUUAUUUCCUGCUCAUUUCGCUUCACUGUAAUUUUUUGAACGGGAAAGAAACAAAGAUGUUGUCUGGACCAGUGGUGAAUGCGUAUCCUCUGUCGAGCUACACGUUUGGCACAAAGGAGCCCAAGAUGGAGAAGGAUACUUCUGUUGCUGACAGGCUCGCCAGAAUGAAAGUCAAUUACUUGAAAGAAGGCAUGCGGACAAGUGUUGAGGCUAUCCUUCUGGUGCAGGAGCACAACCAUCCUCAUAUACUGCUACUGCAGAUUGGAAACACUUUCUGUAAGCUUCCUGGAGGACGAUUGAAGCCUGGUGAAAAUGAAAUUGAAGGGUUGAAGCGGAAACUGUCAAGUAAACUUGCUGCGAAUUCAAGCGCCCUACAGCCAGACUGGCAGGUGAAAUAUAAUCUGAGAUCUAUAUAAGGCACAUUUGUAUUAAUCUUACAAUUUUGUGGUUUUCUACUGUAUUUGCUUUG